Messenger RNA from Podarcis muralis (Common wall lizard), 2566 nucleotides. It is a transcript of the gene LDB1, whose product is annotated as LIM domain binding 1. NCBI's taxonomy places the organism in Eukaryota, Metazoa, Chordata, Lepidosauria, Squamata, Lacertidae. The record is from RefSeq and is a predicted model, not a curated record.
CUCGGCGCUCGGCUCAGGUCACUUUGACAAGCUCGCGCUCGCUCUCCUCCCCCUCCGCCGCGCAAUUAGCAUAUUAAUCAGCCCCCGGGAUCGGGAUUCGGAGCCGAUCGGAGCGCCUCGUCUGCGCGCACGGCGAGGCCGGAACGCAGCGUAGCCCAGCCCUGGACUCGCCGAGAGACGCGGGAUCGGGCUGCUGCUGUUGCUGCUGCUGCCGCCGCCGCUCCGCUUGCUGCGGCUGCUGCGCUUCCCGGCGGGGAGGCCCCGCGAUCGGGGGGCGGCCUUGCCCGAGGGCUCGGCCAGGGUCUCUCUCAGGGCGGCGGAUGCCAGGGCCCCGCCGAGCGGGCACGUCGCACCUCCCCUGCGCCAGGCCGGGCAUGUGAAGAUGUCAGUGGGCUGUGCGUGCCCAGGCUGUUCCUCUAAGUCAUUCAAGCUGUACUCUCCAAAGGAGCCCCCAAACGGCAACGCCUUCCCCCCCUUUCACCCGGGCACUAUGCUGGAUCGAGAUGUGGGACCAACUCCUAUGUAUCCGCCAACAUACCUGGAGCCUGGGAUUGGGAGGCACACACCAUAUGGCAACCAGACUGACUACAGGAUAUUUGAGCUCAAUAAGCGGCUGCAAAACUGGACAGAGGAAUGUGACAAUCUGUGGUGGGAUGCCUUCACCACCGAGUUCUUUGAGGAUGAUGCCAUGCUAACAAUCACCUUCUGUCUGGAAGAUGGACCAAAGAGAUACACGAUUGGCCGCACCCUGAUCCCCCGCUAUUUCCGCAGCAUCUUCGAAGGGGGUGCUACCGAGCUGUAUUAUGUCCUGAAGCACCCGAAGGAGUCCUUCCACAACAACUUUGUCUCGCUCGACUGUGACCAGUGCACCAUGGUCACCCAGCAUGGCAAGCCCAUGUUCACCCAGGUGUGUGUGGAGGGCCGCCUCUACCUGGAGUUCAUGUUUGACGACAUGAUGAGGAUAAAGACGUGGCACUUCAGUAUCCGGCAGCACCGGGAGCUCAUUCCCCGCAGCAUCCUUGCUAUGCAUGCGCAAGAUCCCCAGAUGCUGGACCAGUUGUCCAAGAACAUCACUCGAUGCGGACUGUCAAACUCCACGCUCAACUACCUCCGACUUUGCGUAAUCUUAGAACCAAUGCAGGAGUUGAUGUCACGGCACAAGACCUACAGCCUCAGUCCCCGGGACUGCCUCAAGACAUGCCUCUUCCAAAAGUGGCAACGGAUGGUGGCGCCACCUGCUGAGCCUGCACGUCAGCAGCCCAGCAAGCGCCGGAAAAGGAAGAUGUCAGGGGGCAGCACCAUGAGUUCUGGAGGUGGCAACACCAACAACAGCAACAGCAAGAAGAAGAGCCCAGCCAGCACCUUUGCCCUCUCCAGUCAGGUACCUGAUGUGAUGGUGGUGGGCGAGCCGACCCUGAUGGGCGGGGAGUUUGGUGACGAGGACGAGCGCCUGAUCACGCGGCUGGAGAACACGCAGUUCGACGCUGCCAACGGCAUUGACGACGAGGACAGCUUCAACAACUCUCCCGCGCUGGGCGCCAACAGCCCCUGGAACAGCAAGCCCCCCUCCAGUCAGGAGAGCAAGUCCGAGAACCCGACGUCGCAAGCAUCGCAGUAAAGCCCUCACCCCCAGCCUGGCCUUCAACGGACUUGGCUGGCGUCCCCAUGGACUGAGUCGAAACCGUUCUACCUGGACAAUUUGUGAAGAAGAGUAGCCGGCUGGCUGGCCGGCAAGGUAUCAGGGCCGGUGGGCCUUGCAGCACCAGCCUGCCCACCUACCUGCCUCCAGUUGGCCUGGCCACCACUCCCUGAUGUCUGCACUCUUGGCUGUGCCCUUUAGGGCAGACUUGGGGCGCUGGGCCUGACGGAGCCUGGGUCUCACUACAGGCCUGGCAGAAUUUUAACUCCUCCUCCCUUCCCCACCCAUGCAUCCAGAGCUCCGGACAACACAGGCGGCACUCCUGCAGGAUGGCGUUCCGUGCUCUUUAUACGCCCCGUUGGAACCUGACUGGCACGAAACACCUCAGGAAGGGAAGGGGCCACGAAUGCUCUUGGCCAUUUGGCAGAAUGUCCAGCCCUAAGCACGUUUUAUAUAGAAGUCCAGCUCCAUAUUUGGCCUCAGGGGGCUCCCUUCUAACAGGAGGGUCUGGCAAUGUCAUGGGGGCAGCUAUGAUUUCUGUGGGGUGGGUCUCAAGCAGUCCCUCCUGGUGCGGCAGUGGGGCCACUGCUGCCCCGCCUGAAGACAAGGGGAGUUUAAUGCCUCCUGGAGUGGGGUUAGAAAGCAACUCUGCAGUUGGCAUGGUGAGGGCACCUGCCCCUUUGGGUCUGGCCUUCUGCCUGACCUGCUCCUACAGAAAACUGCAAUCUUGACCCCCUCCCCUGUACUUUGGGUUUGGUUUUUUGUUUUUUUACAAAAAAAUAUUAUUAAAAUUGUACGUUUAAAAAAAAUAUCUGCCCUUCCUCCCUAUUUCCCCCCAGUCCUGAUUUUUGUACAGGCUUGUCUACCAAUUGGGAGUCUUGGUUUUUAUAUACAGUUCUGAGAGCUUCAAACCAAGGAGAGACUUUG